Molecule: messenger RNA, 5475 nt
Organism: Solenopsis invicta (red fire ant)
Lineage: Eukaryota; Metazoa; Arthropoda; Insecta; Hymenoptera; Formicidae
Product: rho GTPase-activating protein 44
Exons: 9
Coding region: 857-3508 (883 amino acids)
Biological process (GO): positive regulation of GTPase activity; regulation of Rac protein signal transduction; signal transduction
Cellular component (GO): cytoplasm; intracellular anatomical structure
Molecular function (GO): GTPase activator activity; protein binding
Source: RefSeq, a predicted model, not a curated record
GGGCGAGAUUGGAGAUGAGCGACUUUUGCGCGGGUUUGACGGAUCUAUCAGCCGUGCCGUCGUAAUAUCGCGAAAGGGGUACGACAGAGAGAGAGAGAGAAAGAGUGCAAGAGAGAGAGAGAAUGAGUGAGAGCCAAAUCGGAAAACCGAGAGGAACGGUGUAAGCUCGUCUGACGCCUGAUGCGGCGAGUUUCAGGCAGACCGUGCGCGUCGAACGGACCGAAGUAAACCGCGAUUCGCCGCGUUUCUCGACGAAGAGGACGCUUAAAACGCCUGGCCGACGACGUGACGUAAGAGCGCCACGGUCCCACCGAUGUUUCUCACGUCGCCGGGCAUCGGAACGUUCCUCGGAUCCGAGCGAACGUUCGCUCGUUUAUUGUAAUCUAGAAAAAGAGGGAGAGUGCACGGAGAACGAAGAGUGAGAGUGAGAAAGCGCGAGGGGGGCGGUAAAGUUAGAUCCGCUGGAUUCACCUAACCCAAAUCGAUCGCUGUUGAGACCGACCGGGCGAGAAGGCGCUGGCUCAGAUCUUUUAUCGCCGGAUCUUAUCGAUGGUGCCCGAGAACCGAUCCGCUACGAGCGCGUCGAUUCUCAGCGCCGGUCGUGAGAUCAUCGUGCAAACAUUAUGACGGACGCUCGCCCUUGCCGCGACACGAAGGACCCUCUCUGCCCGCUCGCCAGCCGCGCUCUUCUACUACUACUGGUGCCGCGCAAACACCGAAGUGGCGAGGGAAUUGUGGAGAAUGCGCGAGCGUGAACGUGAGUCGCGAGGCGUUGGUGUGUAAGAAGCCUGUGGGAUUCACACGUCAGGUCGCCGCCCGAUUUUCAACCGAGUGUCGACCGACCGCCCAGCCAACCAUGAAGAAACAGUUUUUCCGGGUGAAGCAGCUCGCCGAUCAGACCUUCUCCAGAGCUGGUAGAACCGAGGUGUUAACGGAUGAUCUGGUGGCUACUGAUAAGCAUGUUGAACAGAUUAGAGCUGCUCUUACUGGUCUCAGUAAGAGACUUGGAAAUCCACCAAAUCAAGCCCAGGAUCCAGCUCUAAAGGAAAAACGUUUGAAAAAAUGCCCUGAAUACAUACUUGGGCAAACAAUGUUAGAGAAUGCUGGCGAAGAUGGUCUCAUGAGCUAUGCACUGGUGGAAUGUGGGCGAGUGCAGAUGUCACUGGCUAACGAGGCCAUGGAACACGAGGCUAAAGUCGAACAAUAUGUGGCUGCUCCAUUGCAACAUAUUUUAGACACUGACGUACCAAAUAUAUUGAAGCAUAAGAGAAAUCUAGCACGUCUCAUUUUGGACAUGGACAGUGCCAGAACGAGAUACUUUCAAGCGAUUAAACAUAGUACUGGUACAGGUGCAACAAAGAUAGAAAAUUUGAGGGAAGAAUUAGAAGAUGCCGAAUCAAAAGUUGAGCAAUGCAGAGAUCAAUUGGCUGCAGAAAUGUUUCAGCUUAUGUCGCGGGAGACUGAGCUAGCUCAGACGAUUAUUCAGUACAUAAAACUUCAACGAGCAUAUCAUGAAAGUGCAUUGCAUUGUCUUGAAGAUCUUAUACCUGGUUUGGAAUGUUAUAUUAACGAUAACGAAAUGAAACCAGUCUUUGGGUAUCCUCUUGAGGAACAUCUUAGAGUAACUAACAGAAAAAUCGCACUGCCCAUACAACUGUGUGUAUCCGCGCUGCUGCGUCUAGGUAUAGAGGAGGAAGGUCUUUUCCGAAUAGCUGGCGCCGCCUCGAAAUCACGACGUAUCAAAUUAAGCCUAGACGCAUGCUGUCUCACCUUAACGACAGCCCUUGAGUACAAGGAUCCGCAUGUUAUUGCUGGCGCGUUGAAAUCAUACUUACGAGAAUUGCCGGAACCUUUAUUGACGUACAAGUUGUAUCCCGAAUGGAUGGCUGCUGCAAAAAUUUCGCACAGUGACAUGAGAUUACGAGCUCUCUGGGAAGUAUUACAUAAGUUACCACCAGCGAAUCUGGAAAACCUGCGGUUUUUAAUUAAGUUUCUAGCUGUGCUCACGAAAAAUCAAGAUAUAAAUAAAAUGACACCGCAGAAUAUCGCUAUUGUCAUCGCGCCAAAUUUGAUUUGGAGUCCGCAAGAGGACGCAAACACAAUAGUGAUGAACAUGAGUACAGCGAACAACUCUAGUCUUAUAGUAGACCAAUUAAUUACGUAUGCGGAUUGGUUCUUCCCCGGUGAGGUGGAUUUUGAUCGCGAUUUGGACAUUGGGAUCAUGAACGACGCGGAACAUCAGACCGUCGGUAUGCGCCGAUGCGUGUCCAACAGCAGUCUCAGUGAUCACGGCGAAAGCCCAACGCAGGGUAGCCCAAAACCAGCGGCACGUCGGAAGAAUAAACCGGCACCAACACCACCGGGCGGCAAUACUCCGGAUCGGCACGACAAGCCGCCGCCGCCGACACCAGACAAACCACCGAGAGCCUUGACGUCUACUUUGAAUCGAUCGACGUAUAAAAGUCAGAAGCAUGAAGUGAAUACCGAAUUGAUACGGCACGAGAGCAACGUGGAGAAGCACGAGAAACACGAAAAGCAUUCGGAAAUGGACGCGAAAUCGCAGUCAGAAUCUGUUCCGACGGACAUUCAUCCUAUCGAUAAUGCCGAACGGUUGCAAGAGACCGUUGUUCAUCAAAGUGAAGUCUUCAAUUACAAUGAAGUAGAUAAAAGUGUUCAAGAAGUGCAGAAAUGCGAUGCGAAAGUAAACGUGCCCAAUACUAAGGAGAAACCAAAUGGAAACUCGUCCGAUAGUACGAAUGUCGCUAAAAUCAUUACAGAAAUGGAGCAUAAUGAGACUAUAGUGCAGAGACCAAAACCAGUGCCUACGGAGAAGCCAUCCACGUUGGAGAGGAAAAGACCGGUCGCAGCACCGAGAAGUAUAACGAAUAUUGUGCAUAACACAGCGGAAGAAGGGGUUGAGUUACGUAAAAAACUAGAUAGCAAUACGCACGUAACGCCGAACGAAAGAAGCAGUAAACCAGCGAUACCUGAGCGACCGCCUGGCUUAAUUCGUCCGUCGAGUCUCAUCAGGCAACAGCCACGUUCCACUAACGAGAAUCUAGAGAGCGAUCCAGGGCCUUUAACGCUGGAACGGGCUCAUGUGUAUUCUGUGGACAAACAACAGGUCAGUAUAAUACAAGUGCGUGGGGGGAACAACACCAUCCCGGGCGAGAGCACUGGCAACACGGCAACUUCGAACUUGCAGAGAAGCCCAAGCGUGGGUAGCAGACCGUCAUCAAUGUCGUUAUACGGCGCCGAACGCCCGGAGAAGUCCGAGAAGUCAGCUGCGCCGCACGAGCAGCAAGCAAAGGCGCACGCACGCACCAGAUCGGAAGGUAAUAUUAUAGACGUCCAAACGCAGACCAACACUGUGGUGACGGUUCUCAAGUCGCCGCAGCAGAAGCCGGUCUCGCCGAGAAUUCACCAACGGCCACCUAGGCCACAGCCGCCGCCACCGCCGCCGCCUACCAUACGGCCUAAGUCGGAUCAGGAGAGCACCAAUCUCUAGCAGAGCGCGGUACGAGGCAAGAGGCAUUCGCGACCUUGAAAUGAUUUCGCCGAUUUAUCAUAGUUGAGAACUGCAGUUUUACACAUGACAAUACAUGUCACCGAUGAAAUCUGUUAAGUGGAUAAGGAUUGUAAAAAGUUAAUGGAAACAUCUUCGAUCGCGAAUGAAAAAGCACCGCGAUUAUAUUUAUACAACCGACGUCCGUUCGUCGGUAAUCGAAAACGAGGCAAAUGUAUUCGUAAGUUUGAUAUAAGAUUCGAACGCAGAGUUACUCUAUUUUUUUCCGUGAUCUCCCUAUUUAUACAACUUCUUACUAUAUCCCGACGAAGAUAAUUCUUAGAAGAGCAUUCUGACAAUUGCCAUUGUAUGAAAACGAGAGAAGUAUGCAUUUGAAAGUUUUAAAGGAGUUUUUGCAUUCGGCAGCUAUUAGCACGCCGUGUAUGUGUGUACGUGUCGUUCCCAACCGUUUUAGGUACAUAUCUUCUAAUUUCGUAAUCAAUCACAAUAUUUUUGCAGUCUACUAUUUUAUACUUAUUGCAAAUAAGAAGAAAAACGAUUUCUAAGAGUAAGGUAACAUUUCGUAUUUCCACUAUAAGCAUUCAACCGCACAAAGCUCAGUGCGUUUAAUAUACGUGAAGAUAUACAAUUACAGGAUUGACUUUAACCCGCGAAACGUUAGCGAUUAAAGACAGCAAUUGCGCUUACAAUACGAAUUUUCAAUCGAUACGUCCAUUGAGAGAAAAACGAACUAAUAUAUGAGGUGACCGACAUGAUUAAUAUGUUGGAAUUGAUUCAACGGGUGAUAUUUAUUAAUGAAGAUUGUUAAUCGUUAUGAAACGCCGGAAGAAAUGAACGUAUCCGCGCAUUAUAUUUGACCGAUUUGACGUGCGAUUCGAGUACUGUUAAUACCUAAGAUUCGAAAGAACUUUUAAUAUAGUUAAACAUUAAUUUUUACAUGUUCCAAUCACGAUAUAUUACCAUGCAAUGAACUCGUGACCCUCAAUUAUCAGACUAAUUGCGCCGAAAGGUUGCAUAUAUAUGCAUAUAAGUCAUACAUAUAUAUCUACAAAAGAGAUUUGUCGAUCAUGUAAGUAUCAUAUUCUUGUAUAAUAUUAAUAGGAUCUGCAAAUUUUGUUUCGUUUUUUUCAAAAAAUCUAUGUAAACUUAAACUUUCAACUUUUUUUUAUUUUUAGUUAGGAGUUUAAUCGAGCAGUGUAAACCUCAAAAAAUUGAGUGUAAAAACUCCAUCUUUUUGGAGUUUUCCCACUACGUUUUAUUUAAAUUUAUAAUACGGGCGAAAGAUCUCGAGUUUGUUGUAUUUUGUUUCAUUGAGAAUGCUAGAUUUGUCAAAUUAAAAAAAUUAGUGUAUGGUUAAUAUUGAUUACUUAUAUAUAUAAACAUAACCAAUAUCUUGAUAUUAGAAAAUUGAAGAUUCGAGAAGCAAUUUGGAGCGUGUGCACUUGUUAAAAGUUUUUGUAUAAAAUUUCGUGCAAUUAAUAAAAUUUUUGUUUUACAACAUAAUGCGAUAUAUAGUUAUCCGUUAAAAAAAUAAAAAUACAGUAUUAUUGAAUAUUUAAUUAUGAAUAAAAAGAUAGAUAUAAUACGUUAACAAUUAUACUAUAUUUUAUGAAAUUAUAAGAAAUAGAGUUUAUUAAAUAAAACAUAUGGACGAAACAGAUCUCCAAGUUAUAUAAUUACGAGAGCUCUGGCAUCGUCUUUUGUCAUUUUUUAGAUUUCAGUUUUAUUGUUGCUACUGAUAAUAACAAACCUUGCAUUCUCCACGAAUUUCCGUGCGCUUACUUUAUAAUUGGUAUCGCUCGUUUUAUUAAUUAGGCAGCGAGAGUGAAAAUAUAAAAAUCUAGCUAAUGACAAAUCACGCAUUUACCUAAGGUGUGCUUAGGCUGUGAAUGUAAUGGACUAUUAGAGGAGUUUAUUUGUACAUAAAUAAAGAUUUACUCUAUUAGAAA